Messenger RNA from Branchiostoma belcheri (Belcher's lancelet), 1908 nucleotides. RefSeq names its product hepatocyte growth factor receptor-like. Gene Ontology annotation, molecular function: transmembrane receptor protein tyrosine kinase activity; ATP binding. Lineage: Eukaryota; Metazoa; Chordata; Leptocardii; Amphioxiformes; Branchiostomatidae. The record is from RefSeq and is a predicted model, not a curated record. Gene Ontology annotation, cellular component: signaling receptor complex. The transcript has 12 exons. Gene Ontology annotation, biological process: cell migration; protein phosphorylation; multicellular organism development. The coding region runs from base 77 to 1756 and encodes 559 amino acids.
GAACGGGGUUGUCCAGUAUAGCAUAGACAGCAUCUUGUUUCGUCGGAGGUCGGACAACGACCGACCAGUAGCAAACAUGUUCGUUACAGGUGCAUUUCUCGUCGGCUCGAUAGAUGGCGCUGUUACCACAGCAACAAUGUUUGCAAGUUAUCUGGACGGCCAUUUUGAAGUUGUGGUGCGAGCUAGGGACGGCGGAGGACUGUUUGACACAAUACAGAUCAACAUUUACGUCGUCAAAAGAGAUCAAUCCGUAACCCUUAAGGUAUCGUCAAGCCACCAACCGUACGUGCCAUCAUGUGUGAGAGAUGUUUUCAAUGCAUCAAAUGCAAUGAUACAUGUCGUCGGUAUGAGACCGGACUCCAUAGACAGGGUGAAGAUUGAUGCUUACGUGGUGAAAACUGACGAAAACAUCAUCUGCAAUUCUCAAUGUGCACACAGCCUUGUUAACAGCACUCAGUUACAGUCAGGAUGCAGUGAUCUAGCAGUUGUAAAGACAUCUCAAGAAUCCACCUCCUGGACCGACCUCGCCGUUGGCCUGCCCAUCUUGAUCAUAUCCAUGGUUGGAGCUGUGCUGUUUACUGCUACCUUCACGUCACUCAUCAUCGUGUGCUGUAGGUACAGAAAAAAUCCACCCAAACGUUACCGCACAUCUUCUCUAGCGGCGGCACCGAGAAACAUCCCGACUGCCGAGCGGCUGAGGAGCGUAGAGAUCCGGGGAUCAACAAUCAGAAGGACAUGGGGGUCUCGAAGUAGACGUGGCAAGAACAGACCUAGGAUCUUUCCUCCAGAGUCAGAAAACGGUGGAGGACCAUUGGAGUUCAAAGUCCUAUCAAAAGAAGAGCAGUACGAGGAGCCUCUGUUCUCAGGCGUUGACGAGGACAUCGCCUGUUCUGUCAACGAUGUACUCAUUGAACGGAAAUGGCUGAAACUGGGGCAGGUCUUCGCAAAAGGGAAUUUCGGUCAAGUGUUGAAAGGAACACUGAAAACACAAGUUGAAGUGGCAGUGAAGACAUUGCAAGGUAGCAGACAGAACCUGAACACGUUUUUGAGGGAAGGGAUCAUGAUGAGACAGUUUAACCACAGAAACGUGCUGGGACUAGUGGGCAUCUGUCUACACCCGGGAGAGCCACCAAUGAUCAUCAUUCCCUACAUGAAAAACGGAGAUCUUCUAAACUUCAUAAGGGAUUCAGGAAAGGACAUUACGACAAAGGAUCUGAUAGACUUUGGACAGCAGAUAGCCGAAGGCAUGUCGUACCUUGGUGGCAUGAAGUAUGUGCAUCGGGAUCUGGCGGCCAGAAACUGCAUGAUUGAUGAGUACAGGAUUGUGAAAAUCGGUGACUUCGGCUUAUCCAGGGAUAUCUACGAGCAUGACUACUACACCAGCCGUGAGGGCGGGCCGGCACUGCCCGUCAAGUGGAUGGCAAUAGAGAGCCUCACUCACAAUGUCUUUAAUACCAAAACGGACGUGUGGUCGUUUGGCGUGUUGCUAUGGGAACUGAUGACGCGCGGAGUCCCUCCGUACCCGGAUGUAGACAUCUAUGACAUGGCGGACUACCUCCUGAGUGAUCGGCGCCUGCGCAAACCGGAGGAGUGUCCCACGCGAGUCUACAAGACCAUGCUGUCCUGUUGGAGCAAGGACCCGAACAGACGCCCCAGCUUUAAACAUCUCGCCAGGCUACUGGAACAAAUCAAAGUAUCGGCCACAGUCGACAAAUACGUGGACAUACUCAACAACAUGCCAGAGUCUAAAUGCUAGAAUCUGCCAAAAUCUGUGUCCGAUGACAACCAAACAUACAGGUCGACAAUGAGCUAUUUUUAAAUUAGAUUUUAGCCUUUAACUUUGGCAGAGAAGAUAAUUUCCGUUAUACCAAAUUGUUAAAGCUUUAUUUCCAGAAAUGUUGCACCGAA